AGCCGGAAUGGCGCAUGGUCCGGGCGUGUCAGGGGUGUCACCAUUGUACCUUUAAGGUACAGCGGAGGCAGGUCUUGAGGUAUCUGUUGAUCACACUUCCCUGGACACUACAUCGACAACACUGAACACAGACACAGUCACAGUCAGGUCUCCUUCUCCAAGGUUCCAGACAAAGCAAGAUGGACACACAAUCGGCAACCCUACCCCCCUAUAUUCUACCAACGGAGGGCAAACCGGGCGGUGGAGUAUCAGUCUAUCAUUUGCACACCCCCUUCAACCCCAACCCUCCCCAGCACGAGGUUGGCCCCAACGAGUCGCCCCAGGUGUACACCAGCGGUGGUAGCGCACAUGGAGGCCCCAACCCGGAGCCCCCCACCAAGAUUUAUCGGAGCCCGGACAGUGACAUGCUGGGGCGCACGGCGGGCAAGACCACCUGCACCAGCUGCCAGCAGGAUGUCACGACCAAUGUCACCUACAAGCCCGGCACCUACGCCGUGCUCAUGUGCCUGCUCUUCAUCUGCUGCGGGCUCUUUCUGUGCUGCUGCCUGAUUCCGUUCUUCAUGAAAGACUUUAAGGACGCGUACCAUACAUGCCCGCGCUGCAACAGAGUCCUCCACGUAGAAAAGAAGAAGUGCUGCUCUUCGGGGUAAUGCACCGCGUGCACUUGAACGGUGCCGAAAAGAUCCUACGAAAUCACUCAUUAUUUAGAUUCUUCUAUGCGUGGGCCGCCAACAGGAAUACGCUACCAGCCACGUUGUCCACCACUGCACGUUAUUCUUCUUCAAGCACCAUGUGCACUUUCUAGGGGGCCUAUUGUUUCUUCUUUCACAUGCUCAUACCCCCAUCGGCUUCCCCUAUCAGUAGAGUAUGUAUGAUAAAUAAAAAUGAAGAAUGUAUGAUAGAGGCUUAAAGACUUAGACUCAGUGUCUAACUAAUGUCGCCUGUCUGAUGUUCCACAUUUACAUAUUGUAUGUUCUUGAUGAGUGGAGGAAAUGUAAAGGUGACAUUUACCUGCUAGAAAUAUUGAUCAAACAGAUGUAUUUUGGUAAGAGCUUUGCAUGUCAAACAAUGAAUACGAAUACACAUUGUACAAUAAAGGAAUAUUUAAUUACUGUCUUUUACGUUGCAAUCUUGUUAUGGGUGAGACAAUAAGGAUUGAACAGGGCCUACCUUAAUCAAGACAAAUUGUUAAACACGUUGGAAGUAAAUGUGUUUUGUAUGGCUUACUUAAUAUUGAACAAGUAUUUUUCAGCAAUUAAACAUUAGGUAUCGAUAUGCAAAAUAGUACAUGAUAAUUCUUUACAAAUACCUGAUCCCUGUUUUAUGGUCUUUCAAGUUCCUCCAUCACCAGGCGUGGUUUGUGCUAUCAACUAUGGCGACGUUUUACUAAUUGUAUUAUUGUUGGUAAUAACUUUGUUCUUUCUCUGAUAAACAUAUAGAAGCUUCUCUGGCUGACGGCUUGUGUAGACGUAUAAAUACCUGGAGUGGGGACCUGUUUAAGAAACAUCGAUCCUUCAACUGAAAUAGUUGUGAUACAAAUGAUGGUUUACAUAAAUUCAAAUACUUAGAGGAAGCUGAUCAACGUAUUUCAAUGCAACAUGUAUGAAAGAAGUGGUUAAUACAUGGCUUUCCUGGAUCAUAGACCUUAGGAAAUGUGUUUUAAUACGUAUGGCUUAGCCUUGGUUCUAGCAUGCAGCCUACUUAUUUAUUUAUACUGGGUUGACAAUAGACUUUGCUAUAACUAAUUUUAGGUCGAUUUUUCUCAUGUUUAUAGUUGUACGGGGAGAGGAGGCGUUUGCUUUUCACAACAUAAAUAAACUGUUAUAUACUACUUUAAGCCAAGUGUCCAUAUGAUCCAGAUCUGGUUAACCAAAUUGUUUCCUAACAAUAUUGAAUGUAUGAAUAAAGUUAUAAAGAACAUUCUUUGUUUUUGGAAAAGUCCGGGAAAAUAAUAACUAGUAGUUCAUUAAAGUACUUGGGUAGUUUGCUCUACUCAAGCAUUAAAGGUCCCCUAUUUCACCACUUGGUUUAAGAAGCCAAUGCAAAAUGUGCCCUGCUCUUUGCUAUAGUGAAAUCGCAAGCGAG
This is a messenger RNA of Gadus chalcogrammus (walleye pollock), 2085 nucleotides long. It is a transcript of the gene litafd, whose product is annotated as Lipopolysaccharide-induced tumor necrosis factor-alpha factor homolog-like. NCBI's taxonomy places the organism in Eukaryota, Metazoa, Chordata, Actinopteri, Gadiformes, Gadidae. The record is from RefSeq and is a predicted model, not a curated record. Gene Ontology annotation, molecular function: zinc ion binding. The transcript has 5 exons. The coding region runs from base 180 to 650 and encodes 156 amino acids.